This is a messenger RNA of Recurvomyces mirabilis, 1845 nucleotides long. RefSeq lists its product as uncharacterized. The record is from RefSeq and is a predicted model, not a curated record. The transcript has a single exon. Bases 1 to 1845 code for a protein of 614 amino acids. Lineage: Eukaryota; Fungi; Ascomycota; Dothideomycetes; Mycosphaerellales; Teratosphaeriaceae.
AUGUUUUCCUUACGAACGAUAUGCCUGCUGGCUCUGCCACUUCUCGGCAUUGCGCAAGAGCAAGUUGUGCGCGACGGCGCCAGUGCGGACCUGGUGGACCUCCAAAGGGCUGUCGAGAAAGUUCCCAUAGAGUCGCUACAUGCGGCGCUGCGGGAUCAUUUGUCGCACUAUCGAGACGGCGUGUUCGAGGAUGCGCAGACUGGACUGGAGCAGAUUCACAACGAUGACCCGGAGCUUGCGACAAGAUUAGUGGAUAUUGCUGUGCAGGAGGCGGCCGUCAAGGAGCUCCUCCGAAAGCGCCAAGCUAGCAACAGCACCGAAUCGUCCACUGUGGUCACCUCGACCAGCGCGGUAAUCGUGACCGACCCUACCACGACCGUGGUGAGCUUCACUACCCAAACGAGUACCGUACCCGUGAGUUCCACACCGAGCUCCACCCAGGCACCGAGCAGCACGGCUCAAAGUACAACCCAACAGAGCUCCUCCCAAGCUCCAAGCUCUACUUCUCAAGGUCAGUCUACUCAGGCUUCUUCUUCGCCCGUGGUCGUGGUAUCAAGCACAGUCGAGACGCAAGGCGGGACCACAUUGACAUCUGUGGUCUCCUCUACCCAACAAGGUACGCCUGCAAGUUCUUCUGUCCAGCAGACGGCAGGUUCGUCUGCUGCUUCCUCGGCGCAGUCACCGGCUGGUGGUUCAUCCGCUGGCAGCUCCGCUCAAAGUAGUGCACAAGGUCAGACUACCUCUGCAGGUAGCGGUGCGACAAGUGUUGUAUCUAGUGCCCAGUCUACUAACGGUGACUCUUCCGUGAUACUUCAGUCGACUACCCUGACUUCUGGCGGUAGCACAGAAGUGAUUGUCGUUAGUGGCUCGGGUCAGACUUCUACUAUUUCCACUGCUUCUGAUGGCUCGGUUGUUUCUCAAGGGCAGGGCUCAUCAUCUUUAAUAGGUAGCACUCAAGGCGGCAGUACCAUCGACAUCACCACCACGAAUAACGCCGGAAGCACUGUCGUGUCUUCCAUCGUCGCACAAUCUACGAUCGAGGCCAGCACGCCGUCCCCAGUCACCACCACGAACCAAGCUGGAAGCACUGUUGUCAGUACACCAGCUGCUAUCACCGCAGGCACUGUCAGCGGCGGCUCGAGCGGCGGCACAGCAAGUGGUGUCUUGGUCCCCAUCGUGAUCUCGACCACGAACUCAGCUGGAAGCUCAAUCGCUAUCACGACUUCUGCCUUCCAGUCCACCGCGCCAACCAGCAUCGAGGUCCCGAUUACGACUACGAACGCGCAGGGCAGCACCAUCACCACCUCUACACUCGUGCCAGCCGCCGUCAUCAGCGGCACCAAUUCCAAUGGUCAAGCAUUCACUAGCACUUCACCGCUAGCAAGUGUGCAGAUCGCAUCUGGCGGCCGUAUCGUCACCUCUGCAGCCGCUCUCGGUGCCUCUGCCACCCGUGGAGCAUCGUCCGGAAUGUCUGCCGAGACUACGACCGAUCAGUUCGGUGACAGCGUGGUCAUCACUGGCAUGUCCGCUGGCCAGGUCGUUACGACGACUGAUGCUAAAGGCCGCACUGUCGUUCUUACAUACACACCAGGUGGCGGUGCAGUCAGCGAGCUUGUCUUGCAGACCACACAAUUGCCUAAUGGUCAACGCUCAACCAUCACCUCUUUUGCCGUCGUUGGCGGUGGCGGUGCCGCGACCUCCACACAAGCUGCCGCGGGUGGUAGCGCAAGCAGCAGUGGCACUCACCACCUGCAGUCCGGCCUCGCAGCACCAACAGGCAGAUAUGUGGGUGAGGUCGCUGCCAUGGUUGGUGGCGUGAUCGGCAUGGCUGCUGUAAUGCUUUAG